Delphinapterus leucas (beluga whale) is the source of this 5602-nucleotide messenger RNA. It is a transcript of the gene ATP8A2, whose product is annotated as ATPase phospholipid transporting 8A2. Gene Ontology annotation, cellular component: plasma membrane; trans-Golgi network. Gene Ontology annotation, biological process: neuron development; phospholipid translocation. The record is from RefSeq and is a predicted model, not a curated record. Lineage: Eukaryota; Metazoa; Chordata; Mammalia; Artiodactyla; Monodontidae. Gene Ontology annotation, molecular function: ATP hydrolysis activity; ATPase-coupled intramembrane lipid carrier activity; ATP binding.
CGCGCCCAGCCCCGCGCAGCGCCCGCGGGGGGCACGAUGCCCAACGGCCCCGGCCGCGGCCAGACUCUUAAGAUGUCCCUGCCCCGGAGGUCGUGGACCCGCACGUCCGUAGGACCUGUUCGUUCUUCUUCGGGCUACAAGAAGGCAGAUGACGAGAUGUCCCGGGCCACGUCUGUUGGGGACCAGCUGGACGCACCAGCCCGCACCAUUUACCUCAACCAACCGCAUCUCAACAGAUUCCGUGACAACCGGAUCAGUACGGCCAAGUACAGCGUGUUGACGUUUCUACCUCGAUUCUUGUAUGAGCAGAUCAGGAGAGCUGCCAAUGCCUUCUUCCUCUUCAUUGCCUUAUUACAGCAAAUUCCAGAUGUUUCUCCAACAGGAAGAUAUACCACCCUGGUGCCGUUGAUCAUUAUUUUAACAAUCGCAGGCAUCAAAGAGAUUGUAGAAGAUUUUAAGCGACAUAAGGCAGACAAUGCAGUUAACAAAAAGAAAACGAUAGUGUUAAGGAAUGGUAUGUGGCAUACCAUUAUGUGGAAAGAGGUAGCCGUGGGAGACAUCGUGAAGGUCGUCAACGGGCAGUGUCUUCCCGCAGAUGUGGUCCUGCUGUCCUCCAGUGAACCUCAGGCAAUGUGUUAUGUUGAAACAGCCAAUCUCGAUGGGGAGACGAACCUUAAAAUACGUCAGGGUGUGAGUCACACGGCUGACAUGCAGGUGAGGGAGGUGCUGAUGAAGUUGUCUGGGAGCAUAGAGUGUGAAGGGCCCAAUCGCCACCUCUACGAUUUCACCGGAAACUUGAACUUGGAUGGGGAAAGCCCUGUUGCCCUUGGGCCCGACCAGAUCUUAUUAAGAGGUACACAGCUUAGAAAUACUCAGUGGGUGUUUGGCAUAGUUGUUUAUACUGGACACGACACCAAACUCAUGCAGAAUUCCACCAAAGCGCCUCUCAAGAGAUCGAAUGUGGAGAAAGUAACUAAUGUGCAGAUCCUGGUACUCUUUGGCAUCCUCCUGGUCAUGGCCUUGGUGAGCUCGGUGGGAGCCCUGUACUGGAAUGGGUCUCAAGGAGGAAAGAACUGGUACAUCAAGGAGAUGGACACGAGCUCAGACAAUUUUGGAUAUAACUUGUUGACAUUCAUCAUCUUGUACAACAACCUGAUUCCCAUCAGUCUACUGGUGACCCUCGAGGUUGUGAAGUACACACAAGCCCUCUUCAUAAACUGGGACACAGAUAUGUAUUAUCUAGGAAAUGACACUCCUGCCAUGGCCAGGACAUCAAACCUUAAUGAAGAGCUUGGGCAGGUAAAAUACCUGUUUUCUGACAAAACUGGAACUCUUACAUGCAAUAUCAUGAACUUCAAGAAGUGUAGCAUUGCGGGGGUAACCUAUGGUCAUUUUCCAGAAUUGACAAGGGAACCAUCAUCAGAUGAUUUCUGCCGGAUACCGCCUCCGCCUAGUGACUCAUGUGACUUUGAUGACCCCAGACUCCUGAAGAACAUUGAGGAUCAUCAUCCCACAGCCCCCUGCAUCCAGGAGUUCCUCACCCUCCUGGCCGUGUGCCACACCGUGGUCCCCGAGAAGGACAGAGAUAACAUCAUCUACCAGGCCUCCUCCCCAGAUGAAGCUGCUUUGGUGAAAGGGGCUCGAAAGCUGGGCUUCGUCUUCACAGCCAGAACGCCCUACUCCGUCAUCAUAGAGGCCAUGGGACAGGAGGAGACAUUUGGAAUCCUUAAUGUCCUGGAGUUUUCUAGCGACAGAAAAAGAAUGUCUGUAAUUGUGCGAACCCCUUCAGGACAGCUUCGACUCUAUUGUAAAGGGGCUGAUAGCGUGAUUUUUGAGAGACUUUCUAAAGAUUCAAAAUACAUGGAGGAAACACUAUGCCAUCUGGAGUAUUUUGCCACGGAAGGCUUGCGGACCCUCUGUGUGGCUUACGCCGACCUCUCUGAGGGUGAUUAUGCAGAGUGGCUCAAAGUCUACCAAGAAGCCAGCACCAUCUUGAAGGACAGAGCUCAGCGGCUGGAAGAGUGUUACGAGAUCAUUGAGAAGAAUUUGCUGCUUCUUGGAGCCACAGCCAUAGAAGAUCGUCUUCAGGCAGGCGUGCCAGAAACCAUAGCAACUCUGUUGAAGGCAGAAAUUAAAAUAUGGGUGUUGACGGGCGACAAACAAGAAACUGCAAUUAACAUAGGCUAUUCCUGCCGGUUGGUGUCACAGAACAUGGCCCUUAUCCUACUGAAGGAGGAUUCUUUGGACGCCACGCGGGCAGCCAUUACUCAGCACUGCGCUGACCUUGGGAGUCUUCUGGGCAAGGAGAACGACGCGGCCCUCAUCAUCGACGGGCACACCCUGAAGUACGCGCUGUCCUUCGAGGUCAGGAGAAGCUUCCUGGACUUGGCCCUCUCGUGCAAAGCGGUCAUAUGCUGCAGAGUGUCCCCCCUGCAGAAGUCGGAGAUAGUGGAUGUGGUGAAGAAGCGGGUGAAGGCCAUCACCCUGGCCAUCGGGGACGGUGCCAAUGACGUCGGGAUGAUCCAGACGGCUCACGUGGGUGUGGGCAUCAGUGGCAACGAGGGCAUGCAGGCCACCAACAACUCGGAUUACGCCAUCGCACAGUUUUCCUACUUGGAGAAGCUCCUGCUGGUUCACGGCGCCUGGAGUUACAACCGGGUGACCAAGUGUAUCCUGUACUGUUUCUACAAGAACGUGGUCCUGUACAUCAUCGAGCUUUGGUUCGCCUUUGUUAAUGGAUUUUCUGGGCAGAUUUUAUUUGAACGUUGGUGCAUCGGCUUGUACAACGUGAUUUUCACGGCGCUGCCCCCCUUCACUCUGGGCAUCUUCGAGAGGUCAUGUAGCCAGGAGAGCAUGCUGAGGUUCCCGCAACUCUACAAGAUCACCCAGAACGCCGAGGGCUUCAACACCAAGGUUUUCUGGGGUCAUUGCAUCAACGCCUUGGUCCACUCCCUCAUCCUCUUCUGGUUUCCCAUGAAAGCACUGGAGCACGAUACUGUGUUGGCCAAUGGUCAUGCCACAGACUAUUUAUUUGUUGGAAAUAUCGUUUAUACGUAUGUUGUUGUUACUGUUUGCCUGAAAGCCGGUUUGGAGACUACAGCUUGGACAAAAUUCAGUCACCUGGCCGUCUGGGGAAGCAUGCUCAUCUGGUUGGUGUUUUUUGGCAUCUACUCAACCAUCUGGCCCACCAUUCCCAUCGCUCCAGAUAUGAAAGGACAGGCAGCCAUGGUCCUGAGCUCUGCGCACUUCUGGCUGGGAUUAUUUCUGGUUCCUACCGCGUGUCUGAUGGAAGAUGUGGUGUGGAAAGCGGCCAAGCACACCUGCAAGAAAACACUUCUGGAGGAGGUGCAGGAGCUGGAAAGGAAGUCCAGGGUGAUGGGAAGAGCGAUGCUCCGGGACAGUAACGGAAAGAGGACCAACGAGCGAGACCGGCUGCUCAAGAGGCUGGGCAGGAAGACGCCGCCCACCCACUUCCGGGGCAGUUCCCUCCAGCAGUCAGUGCCACAUGGGUACGCCUUCUCGCAAGAGGAGCACGGGGCCGUGACUCAGGAAGAAAUAGUCCGCGCCUACGACACCACCAAACAGAAAUCCAGGAAGAAGUAAGACGUGGUCUCCCGGUGGAGCCUCAGAAAGAGACGGUCUGCUGCACCCAGUGUUAACACGUGCUUGUCAGAAGAGACGGGUGUCAGUGGCCAAAACACCGGAAACACAUCCCGUGGCCUUAGCCCACCCAUUUGUUAGUUCUCGAUGCCCUCAGAAACCUGGACACAGGCCGCAGGGGAAGCCACCUUCCCCCUUCCCACUCGUCCAUCCUUAGUGCUUGGCCUGACUUUUGUUUACGCUGUUCCGAAGCAUUCAACUGUGCCCUGUGAGGUGUGAAAUUAAAAACAUUAUGCUUCACCAGUAUUUCAACAUAAGUCCCGGCGGUUCUGGGAGAAGACAGAGUGGGUUUCACGGUGCAUGAGAAACCCACCUGGUGGGGCUGCAGUAGGCACGCCGACUUCCUGUGUUGUCAACGCACAGAUUCGGUCCGUGGUCAGCGUGUAAACCUCACUGGAGGCAAGCUGCCAGCUUGCUUUGAUUCCCCCCUUUGUUUGUAUGAAGUUGGCAUAAACGUCCUGAUGGCAGUGAAUCACAACAUAGAUAUCUGGGUGGUAAACCUGAGAACGAUUAUUGGAACCUCAGUCACAUUCCCAGCAGGGCGGGCCCGUCGGGGUCCCCAUGGUCCCUGCACCCUUGCUGCCCGGGCGCCCCACACUCAGACCUGCUGCAUGGCUGUUCCCACGCUUGGUGCAUGGUGGCAGCGGGCACCCGCCCAGACCCCCGCCCUCCCUCCUUCUCCCCAGAUUCAGAUAUGGAUGCCAGAAACCCCUUCCUCUAUAACUAAAGAAACAUAGCGAUUCGCGUAGAUUCUAAGUGUCUGUUCUAUCUGCCUCUUUCUGACGACAGGGGAGCCUGCAGGUCAGGGCAAUGGUGGAGCCGCUGGGGCCCUGCCCGCCUUGGUCAGGCUCUCAGAACUCAUUUCCCGGCCUCCAGACCCCUGGACCUGGGCACCUGCUUAAAUUAGAACCCACGAUUGUUCUCUUGGGAGCUCAGAGCACAUUUUGCCUUUUGAGUGAAUUUAUAGCGCAUCAUCCCAACGAAGGCGCACACCUGUCGCUCCGGAAUCGGAGCCGAUGAGUGAGUAACCCAGUGGGGAGAGGGAGGCCCCCGAGGCUGCUGAGGAAGACGACCGUUGGAGGGAAGCAAGGGCACGGAGACACUUUUCCUGCAAAUCUCAGUAGAAAUUUCUGAAAUCAAGCCCUGAAGCCCAGACAGUUGUCAUGAUCAGCCUCAGGUGUCCAUGGACACGGGUUUUAAGUGAACAGAACUCCAAACAUUUCAAGGAAACGGCCUUCCUUACACUGACAGGUUUUCCUUCCUUAUCCAGCCAGUGCUAGACGCAGGCGGCUCUCUGCACGUGAGGGGCCCUGAAUCUCAGCCGAGGAAGGGGAGUGCCGAGUGCCCCUCUGGGGAGGGCUGAGCCAAGUUAGGAAAUGAAACAACAGGGCAUUCUGCUUCCUCCCCGUCAUUUCGGAGCACCCGCAUCUCACCGGGCAUGGAGAUAAUUUAGAGUACGAUUUGCGUGGACCACAAAGACGAAUCCCCCGCUCGUGAGGUGACGGGGACCCAGAGAGGGCUCCAGGGCAAGCAGAACAAUGCAGCGAACAGGCAGGUCCAGUUGCCACUCCUUCCUCCCCAAGGUCUAAGACAACUUAAACACUGGAGCACCUAGCAAGGUGAGUGGUUGAAGGACCGUCAUGCAGGAAUCACAACAGAAUACGUGCCUGUAAUUAACACAGCGGAGCAAGGUGGACGCAGGGAUAAAGUCCUGAGUGCAGAGGAGACACGAACAUUCUCACGGAGUCCUGUUAGGCACCCUGACGAUUUAGUUUCAUUUGGGAACUAAGCCUAGUUGGAAAAGGGAAUUCAGACUCAAUUCUCUGUCAGACACUUGGCUCGUUCUUGAACUUAAAGCCUUCCGGAUCAGAUUUGUGUAUUACGGUGUGCGCUUAUCUGGGGCUUUUUGGUUUUUAUUUUUUACAUUAAAAUACAGUUCAGA